This is a messenger RNA of Apiotrichum porosum, 1083 nucleotides long. RefSeq lists its product as uncharacterized. The record is from RefSeq and is a predicted model, not a curated record. The coding region runs from base 1 to 1083 and encodes 360 amino acids. The transcript is spliced from 3 exons. Lineage: Eukaryota; Fungi; Basidiomycota; Tremellomycetes; Trichosporonales; Trichosporonaceae.
AUGACAGCCGUCCCCCUCGUCCAGCCUCUUGACCUCACGCGCUUUUCCCUCCCUUACGAGCUCUCUGCCAACUCAACCGAGCGCGGCACCACCGUCUCCCAAACCUACGGUCGCCCCGUGUCUGAACGUGCAGCUGCCUCGCCAACGUCCAGCGACUCGUUGGUCUCGCUCCCAUCCUCGGCGUCGGCUCACCAGACGACGUUCCCUUCUUCCAUCUACCCUCCCCCUCCACCUUCGACGGCCAGCACGUUCUCCCCGAACCUGCAGGUGAUCACUCCUCCCGACAGUAACGUUCUCAAGACGGCCAGCGCGCGCGGCAGCAACUCGCCCUCCUCGUGGUUUGACAGUGCGCACAAGCCCUCGUCACUCCCAGCCUCCAACAACGGCAGCUUCCCCGUCCGCGAGUUUUCUUUCCCCCAGUUUCCUUACACACCCUUCUCUUCCUCUUACUCUUCAUACCGCACCCCAUCUUUCCAAGAGGACAUCCAGCCCCCAGCCUACCAGUACCCGUACUACCCUUCAUACCCAACAAGCAUGCCCCCUACCGCACAGCAGCAGGCAGACGCCCGCCACGCGCGCGAGCUCGCCAAGGCCCGUCGCCAUGUCUGCGUCUCCUCCAACCUUCGCCGCCACGAACGCACCCACGAGCAGCGUGCCCGCCCCAAGCAGACGAUCUCGUCAACCACCUCGGCCACGUCGUCUGCCACUUCGUCGGCCACUCCUCGCAGCGCCAAUGUCGUCCAGUACGCUCCCCCCACGGGCAUGUACCCUCCCUCUGGCAACUACCCCUAUGCCUACAGCAGCACCCCCCACCCUUCGGGCCACGGCACUCACGGCACCCAGCCUCCCCAGUACAACUAUGGCAUGCCGCCGUCGGCGGGCGGUGGCGGCAACUCGAACCGCACCAACUACCACGUUGUUCGCCGCAGCAUGGCCAGCGCCGAGCACAACCAGUCUGGUACGCCUCAGAGCCCCUCACCUCCUUCCCCCAUCUACUCUCCCUCCCCUUCCCCCUCCCAGCCCUUUUGGCGCCCCAUCCUUAUGCCGCAGCCCACCAAGCCCCACACCGCCAGGUUUGGGUGA